AUGAUUUUUAUGAAGAGUAACAGAGAUGCUCCAAGAUGUGGAUUUAGUAGGACACUUAUACAGAUAAUAAAUGAAACUGGAGUACAAUAUGACACCUUUGAUAUAUUAACUGAUGAAGAAGUAAGACAAGGUCUCAAAGAGUACUCUGAUUGGCCAACAUACCCGCAAUUUUAUGUAAAAGGAGAACUUAUUGGAGGAUUAGAUGUAAUUAAAGAAUUGAAAGCUAAUGGUGAACUAGAGUCAACACUGAAAGCUUAA
Molecule: messenger RNA, 258 nt
Organism: Parnassius apollo (apollo)
Lineage: Eukaryota; Metazoa; Arthropoda; Insecta; Lepidoptera; Papilionidae
Source: the annotation of a GenBank genome assembly